Messenger RNA from Pyrgilauda ruficollis (rufous-necked snowfinch), 2587 nucleotides. RefSeq names its product adenosine deaminase tRNA specific 2 (gene ADAT2). Lineage: Eukaryota; Metazoa; Chordata; Aves; Passeriformes; Passeridae. The transcript has 6 exons. Gene Ontology annotation, molecular function: tRNA-specific adenosine-34 deaminase activity; zinc ion binding. Gene Ontology annotation, biological process: tRNA wobble adenosine to inosine editing. The record is from RefSeq and is a predicted model, not a curated record. Gene Ontology annotation, cellular component: cytoplasm; nucleus. Bases 27 to 560 code for a protein of 177 amino acids.
CCCCGGAACCAGCGCCCGGGCCCGGUAUGGCGGAGGCGGGGGAGGCGGCCGUGCUGGCCUGGAUGGACCAGGCGCUAGAAAUGGCUAAGGAGGCGCUGGAGAAAGGGGAGGUUCCCGUGGGCUGCCUGCUGGUCUACAACGGCGAGGUCAUAGGCAGGGGCAGGAACGAGGUGAACGAGACGAAGAACGCUACUCGACAUGCAGAAAUGGUGGCAAUCGACCAGGUCCUUGACUGGUGCAAGCAACACAAGAGGGAUUACAGGGAAGUGUUUCCGCAGCUGGUGCUGUACGUAACUGUAGAGCCCUGUAUCAUGUGUGCAGCUGCUCUGCGCUUGAUGAAAAUUCCACGUGUCGUGUAUGGCUGUCGAAAUGAGCGAUUUGGAGGCUGUGGCUCCGUUUUGAGCAUCUCGUCUGAUGAUAUGGUGGACUCAGGAGACCCAUUUGAAUGCUCUUCUGGCUAUCGUGCUGAAGAAGCAGUGGAAUUGUUAAAAGCUUUUUACAGACAAGAAAAUCCCAAUGCACCAAAAUCCAAAGUACGGAAAAAGGAUCGUCGUCAGUAGCCCUACCCUGGUGGGACACAGAAGCUUACCAAAAAAUUAUAUGUGAAGGUUUCUUCAGCAUGCUGCUUUUUUAAAAUGUGCAGUUCAAACAAACUAUCUUUAAUUUUCUCUACAGAGUUUUUACUAAUAGGAUACUUAGUACCUGUUCCUGCAUUUCUAUAUUUAUGAUUUCUUGUUAUCAUGACAAAACAAAAGACUAAAUGGCUGUUUUUAGAAAGAGGAAAAUUGGUGGUUCAAGUCCACUUGUUUACAGACAGAUCCAUUAAAAUGGUGCUUUUGUACAUCACAUUCUAGAAUUUUUUUUUUCCUUCUAUGUGUGGAGAAGCAACUUGCUUUUCAAUAGCAAAUGUUUGCUUAGGCAAGCAAGUAACUCUCUUGGAAGGUUACAUUUGUAAUUCCUUUACAGUUGUGUGUAUAUUUAUUCAAAAGGCAUAUAAAGGAAUUGUACAGUCCUUGAAGACUUAGGACAAUUGCAAAUGCUUCCUCAUUUUUUUCUACCUUAGCAUAAGCUAGGUUUUCAAAGGUAAUUUUUGAAAGUCACAUAUCUGUGUAGACAGGGACAUACACACAAUCACAUGUCUGUUUGUGUCUGCUGUUGCUUAAUAAGGAUAAACAAAUAUCGCUUGGCUGCACAGCACCUUCAUACAAAGUUGUGGAGAAACUCUCCACAACUCUCUUUAGACUGUCUACUCCUCUUGUGAAUAUCAGGAUAAGAAAUACUUUAUUUUUAAGAAUCCACUAAGAAGUUGUUCUGAGCUCCUAAAUUCUAAAAAUUAUAUACUAAAUAUAUCUAUAUAAUAUAUAUAUUAUAUAUAUAAAAAUAAUUAUGUACUAAAUUAUAGUAAACAAAGUGGGCAAAUACAAGUGAAAACCUGGAAAUGAAGUUGGUAAUAACAUGAAUAAAAUACAUUUAAGACACUUAUCUUUUCAUAGUGCUGGUUGGCUUUGUCAUUUCCGUGUACUUUGCUUGGCCAUGCAGUAAUUUAUAAUCCAGAAGAGGGCCUUCAAGUUCCACUAAUGAAUUAAGAAUACGAGUACGGUUCAGUCUUGAUUGUGUACCUCUUAGUGGAUACUUACAUGAAGGAUGAAAUUGUUGGUAGUUUAUUUUAUGCAGAAGAGUGUUCAAAAUUUUGUAGCUAUAAAAACUGAAUACAGUUAAAUUUUUUAGAUAUUUUAAAUAAAUACUUUCAAAAUGUUUUUAAGGAGAAUAUUAAAAGCAUUACUUUGUCACCAUUGCUCUUAAUAACUUUCAAUUUGUAUUUCAUGUUUUUACUUAAUGUUUACAAAAUGACAUGGGAAAGAAGUGUUUUUACCAUAAUAGCUAUUUUCAGAGUUUAGAAAUUAUAUUUUUGCCUUAAGCCCUUUAACUCAUGUCAGUAGCCUGUCCUAUUCUCCUGACCAUUACUUAGAGCUAUCUUUGAGUCCUUGCCAUUCCAUAAACAAAAGUUAUUACUGUGUUUGUAGAUUUAAUCUGCCUCAGAGCUUGAAUGGCUUGUGAACCAGACAGCUAAGCUGGAAAAGCUAUUUAGGAAAAGACCAUUUUUAAUGACUGGGAUGGCUUUAUUGGAAAGAAACAGGCAUGCUUGUGUUUAUGGUAUUUGGCUGGUGAUAGAAUAUGGCAAUUUAUCACUAUAGAUAUAUUCACAUCUCAGCUGGACCAUAACUUUUUUAUACCUUGAAGAAAUCACUGAAGUCCAAAUUAAAGACAUCAGACAUCUGGCUCAUCACUGACAUCAGUGACAGUAGGAAUCGGAGCCUUCAUUCUGUUUUGAACCAGGACCUAAAUCUCUCAACAUUGUUUCUUUUUCAGAGGGGCUAUGAACACUUUCCUUUCCCAUUGCUUUCAGAAGGAUGGAACAUGUGUGACAGUAGGAGCCAUGUAAAUAAGUAGAAAGAUUACUGGUAGUAGGACAAAACACAUUUUAAAAGCUUUGUCCAAUUUUUCAGCCCUUAAGUUGGAACAGGAUUUUUUUGUCAAUGGUAACCUGUCACUUAAUAAACAGUUUGAGUCUUGUGCAAAGCCAAAA